This is a messenger RNA of Lytechinus variegatus (green sea urchin), 2165 nucleotides long. Its product is annotated as monocarboxylate transporter 14-like. The transcript has 6 exons. Gene Ontology annotation, biological process: transmembrane transport. The record is from RefSeq and is a predicted model, not a curated record. The coding region runs from base 353 to 2044 and encodes 563 amino acids. Gene Ontology annotation, molecular function: transmembrane transporter activity. Lineage: Eukaryota; Metazoa; Echinodermata; Echinoidea; Temnopleuroida; Toxopneustidae.
UUUUGUUCAAAUGUUUGAGCCUUUAUUUGCCCCAAUCGGGGCCAAAAGGUAUUUAUUCAAUAAAGAUCAAAGUUCAAGAGGAGGCUCGUACCGACACACGUACAUCUUGUGUUAAAUCAACAACUGGUCUAAUUAUAUCACAAUUGUGAUUCUGCUAUAUGAUAUCUACAAGCGAUGUAUUAUAUACUGUUAGACAUCACUCUUAGAAUUGUCAUUCCACAUAAAUAUGGUGGUGAAUUUUCGCAACCGUUUUUAUCUGUAUGGCUGUACUGUAUCCCCAGUCUCGCUAAUUUAGAAACCAUUAUUGCUUAUCGUUGAUCGCCGAUCGGAGGCCACAAGGUGGAAUAAUUUGAUGAAGAUGACUUCUCCCGCUGUUCCUCCAGCAUGCCAUCGGCUGAUCCCCCCUAGGAGAUGGGUAGUAGUCGCAGCAUCGUUCCUUGUCUAUACCGUGCAGUUCGGUAUAACAUACAGCUACAAUGUUAUGUUUAUUGCUUUUAAAGAAGAAUUCAACAGUAGUGUUACAGUUACAGGUUGGAUCGGAUCGGUGUCAAUAGGCCUAACUCUGAUGGUCGCCCCACUGGUCAACAUUCUCACCGCGCGAUUCGGUUGCCGACGUGUCGCUAUAUUAGGCCUCUUAGUUAUGGUUGGUGCUCUCAUUGUGACGUCAUUUCUUACGGACAUUUUGGCGGUGUUUUUCGUGUAUGGACUAGUGUUCGGCGGAGGUGGCGGUAUACUGUGUGUUAGCUGUUAUGACGCAGUUCUUUUGUACUUCCCCGAAGAAAAUAACUUGAGGGCUAUGGGUUUGCUUCUCAGUGGAACAAGCUUUGGUCUGCUUUCAUUUACACCCCUAAUGUCUUUCAUCAUUUCAUUGUAUGGUUGGAGAAUCCUUCUUCGGAUACUUGGUCCAUUUCUCUUCAUGGUUGGAUUCCCAUGUGUCUGCUCAUUUUGUGUACCCCCACCCCACCCUUCAGAUAACAGUGCCAGCGUUGACAAACCGGAAAGCAAUCCCCAGCAGCAGGAUACCAACGAAUUCGAACCGUUGAAGGGGGACUAUAGAAUCCAAGAUACAUCCAAACAAACAGUAUCUUCAACAGAACAAUCUGAUUACUUCCCGCCAGGAAAGGAAACUCAUGUUGAAAGCUUACCUGUAAAGGUGACUGAGGCGAGAUACCAAAGAAUAAAAGAUAUGGACACGAUGGCUUCUAGAGGGCGCGCUUUGUAUGAACCCGAUGAAUGGACUGUACCGUGUGCGAAUGGAGAGACGGGUAACGCUGAUGUUGUAGGAACUUUAUCGAAUCCAAACAUGACGAGGAGAAUCCUAGUUGCACUGACUCUUCCAGAACUUUGGUUGAUAUCAAUAUCAAUGAUACUUAAUGGCAUCGGAGACUGCUUUUACUUAGUCAAUUGGAUAAAGUACAUGAUGUCAGUGGGGUUCACAGAAAUGACAGGAGUGCGGGUCGUGUCCGUGAUCGGGUUCGCAAACCUCGUGGGAAAGAUCGUCAUCAGUGCAAUAGGAGACUAUAUUCCAUUUCCACGGAUUUUCCUUCUCGUCAUUGCCAGUGGAAUCAGCAUCGUGAUCAUGCUCCUCGUCUUGUUCACUAGGAGUGAGGUCGUCAUGUAUGGCAUUGCUGUGGUUGUCGGCGGAGUAACGAUGUCGACGACCAACACAAUCAGUUAUAGCCUUUCAAACGAAUUCUUUGGGCCGCGGAGGGCGCUAGAGACCUCGGGUAUUAUUUUAUGCACCUAUGGAUCUGGAUUUGUUCUCGGAUCUCUUGUCGGUGAGAGUAUCGACAAAACCGGAUCUUACACGAGUGCAAUUUGGUCUUUCAUUGGAAUGCACCUUGUAUCUGGUCUUUGUGUUUUAAUGUCUCCUGUGUACCAACGUUUCUUCGCCCCAGACCGAUUUGUGACUUACGAACUCUAUCGGAAAAAGAAGGAGGCAAGGAAAAAAUGCUCGGUGUCUCAAAAGCAGUCAUUUGAUUGUAAAAAUGGUAACCUACCGUUAAGUCAAACGAUUGUUUGUGAUCGAGUAACGAGUGUUUGAUAGUAAACAGAUUAAAGGCAUCGCGGAUCCCAACAGAGACUCGGCGACUGAGAUGAAUAAUAAUAACUUAUUUAGUCAGCUGCUCUUCCAGCGGGCCCUGCAUAGGAUUAUAUGUUAUUAU